AUGGGUCCGCCAAUACCACGACAAGUGAAAAAUAUUAUUUAUAAUGUACAUAGUUUUUUUUUAAGACGAAAGGGCGACAAGGAAUGUAUGGAACACAAAUAUAAUAUGAACAUUAAUAAAUUAGUAGCAGAGGCUACAGGAGUGUCUGCCCGCACCGUAAUGCGAAUUGUAGCUGAAGGAAAUUCGAGUCUACAAACAUCGGAAAUUGCAAAAUUUUCAUCUCCGCGGAAAACUAAAGAAAUAAAAAAGAGAAUCCAGAUUGAUGAUUUUGACAUGGGAGUUAUACGAAGAAAAAUUCAUCAAUUUUAUACUAGUGAUAAGAAAAUCCCAAGUAUUCGUAAGCUGCUUGCAGUUUUAAAAGAAGAUGGCAUUGUGAACUGCGGUUGUACCUAUUUACGACAGCUUUUACAUAAGAUGGGAUAUUUAUUUAAAAAAUGUAAAUCUAAGAGACACAUUUUAAUUGAGAGGCCCAGUAUUGCUGAAUGGAGAGUAAGGUAUUUAAGAGCUAUACGGAAACAUAGAAAUGAAAACCGAAACAUAUAUUAUCUGGACGAAACCUACGUUAAUAGUAGCCACACCUCCAAUAUGUGUUGGCAAUCCGAAUCUGAGCCUGGAAUUUAUGCUGAUAUUGGCAAAGGGCGUCGUUUGGUGAUUGUUCAUGGUGGUAGCCGAGACGGAUUAGUUAACGGUGCCUUAACAAUUUUCAAAUCAGAUUCGAAAUGUGGGGAUUACCAUGGCGAUAUGAAUGCCACAAAUUUUCAUAACUGGGUUAGUCACAAAUUGAAAAAUAAACUAGCUCCUAAUUCAGUGGUCGUAAUGGACAAUGCCUCCUACCAUUGUGUACAGGUAAAGAAAAAACCUACUAUGUCAAGUUUAAAAAGGGACAUGCAAGAUUGGUUACGCGAACGUAAUGUUGAAUUUACACCAGAUAAUACAAAGUCACAGUCCGAAAAAAUUUACGUCAUUGACGAAAUAUUAAAGGCUUCAGGUCAUAUCGUUCUUCGCCUUCCGCCAUAUCAUCCUGAUCUCAACCCCAUUGAGCUUGUGUGGGCCGAUAUAAAGAACAAUUUAGCUACAAAUUAUAUAAAUACUUCAUUGGACGACAAAAUUCCAAUCAUCACAAAAUUGUUUUCUGAAUUCACUCCGGGAAGAUGGCAAAAGUGUGACGACCACGUACAGAAAAUCGAGAACCAAUAUUGGGACCACGAUAUGAGGUUUGACAAUGUAAUAGACGAGUUGAUCAUAAACCUGGGAAACGAUUCAGAUUCUGAGGAGGAUAUGGAAAUUGAAGACAUGUAUAGUAAUGAAGAAGAAGAAGAAGAUAUGGAUUAA
Parnassius apollo (apollo) is the source of this 1332-nucleotide messenger RNA. Lineage: Eukaryota; Metazoa; Arthropoda; Insecta; Lepidoptera; Papilionidae. The record is from the annotation of a GenBank genome assembly.